AAGGCAGUGAAGUUGAUGAUGUUGGAUUCGGAUGGCGUAGAAGACUUAUGUGCAUGGGCCGUUGUGUAUGCGUGCAAGGUGAGUAACUCCUCGUCUGUGUACCAUGCUAAACUGAACGUUUCGUCAAGUCUGUAUCCCAGACCCUACAUACAGCUUCGUCCUCAAUCAUCUCUCCUCUAAUCGCCUCUUUCCUCCAAGCUGAAGACCGCACCAAGACAUAUACAUGUAUUCGCCGCGUUUUGACUGCUCUCAUUCAUCAUUGUAAAAAUGCCGACGAGUUCUGCGCCAUUGCAGACGUCCUUCUUCGAUGCUUCACAGAGGCAGUCGAGUCCACGGACUCAGAGCGCCUGGGUGGAAUCAUGGACGUUGUCUCUAUUGCCUGUUCUAUCCGUCAAGGGUCUCGAUUGUCAGCAAAACAUCUAUCCGCUAUUGUCUUGGCGUCUCUGUCCAUUCCAAUAUCCGUUCACAGUUCUCAUCUCUCGUUCGCCACAUCUGUGCUCACCGCAGGCGACAUGUCUUUGUGGAUCGGCCCGGGUCGCAAGCUCGUCGAACUUUCUUGGUUAGACGCCUUGUUUGGAAUAAAACUUUGCGGCGCACUAUCAGACUUGGGAUGGAAGGGUUGGAAGCUUGUUGAGCUCCCUCAUGUAACAAAACAAACUCUGCAACUACUUGAGGGUCGGUCUUUGGACAUCCUCGAGCUCCUUGCUACAUUGCACCAAGCGAAGAGACUCGACGAUGCGGAUGAAGUUUGGAUUCGACAGGUUCAGACCUGGGCGACGAGCCGUUUCAAGACAGAAAGAUCGCUACGAGUUGAGGAAUUGCAACAUAUCUUGACAAUGUCUGGUAUCAUGCCAUCGAUUUCAAAGCUUCUCAUCAAGCUGAUCAAUACCACGCUCGACAUCCCCGAUGACGUGCAGAAGGAUUACCGAGCUUCACCUGCAAACAAGACGUGGGUUCUUGCAUCCUGCAUGAAGGCACUUGCAGAGCAGGAUACGAAGACAUGGGUUGGCAUCGAUUUACAUGCUUGGACACAAGCAGUUAUUAGUAGAUGGUAUUGGUCAGAACAUGUUCUGGGCGCCUUGGUAAGCCUCAUUGAAGCAAGGUACGACGAAUUGUCCUCUCUCAUCUCCUUAUGCUAACAUGAUCGCAGCCCCGCUCACUUCAAGGCGAUCCCGAUUCAGGAGGUCUACCCUCGUCUGCGAAGCUCCGUUUUCUCACAUUCGCGCCACUUGAGACAAAAUGUUCUUCGUCUCUUGGAUUCCUCCGCUAUCAGUAUGUCACUCGCAGAGCAAGCAAUUGUUUCGAAGAUACGGGAGGCGGAAGAUGUUUCGCUGGACGUUCAGGGCGUACGGGAACGUAGUUUGCGGAUAGUGAAACUCGAGCAAGCUGUCGCGCACGGUGUUGGUCUGGAAUCCGAUCUUGCGAUUCGCUGGAUCCUGGCUCAACUAAAGGUGAACCUGCGACCACUCUGGUCGUCAGCGGCUAAGGCUCUAUCAGCUUUGGCUUCACGAUACGGUGAUCUUGUGUGGAUGACGAUUUUCAGCGAAAUGCAGGCUACUUAUCUGACUGAAGAAGUUGAGGUCCCGGAAUGGAUAUCCAGAUUUGAGGAGGUUCAGAAUUUGGACAAUGUUGACGAGGAAGAACGGACAUGGAGAGAUCCAAGCGGCCACAAGACUCGAACCACAGUUGCAAAAUGGGAGGGAGGCGCUCAUACCCGACGCAGUCUAAUACAAGCUCAAGGAGUUGACGAUCGCUUUGACGAAGAAAUGUACAGAUCCCAGUUGCUAGCGGUCUUUGAGCACUGUGCUUUUUUGGCUGAAAAGCACAAUCGUGCACUCAUUCCCUUCUUUUUCGAGCAGGCCGGUCCUGCCGGGCCACACAAGCUUCCUCGCAGGAAGCUUACCGCCUGGUUGACCGUUUUUUCGAAAUUUACGAACCCAAAGGUCCUACAUUCUACCGACAAGCUUCGUGCGCUGUACAUCACCUUACUCUCCCAUCCUGAUCGCGAUCUUCAAGGGCUUGCUCUAUCUUGCUUGUUCACCUACAAGUUCUCGCAUCUGACUCCUCAUGAGGAUACUCUACGUCAGCUUCUGGACGAGACACGAUGGCGGGAUGAACUGACGAACCUCGACAUCGCCAAUCUUGGAACGGAAGAUCGCCCUAUGCUUAUUGAUGUCAUUGUGCGACUGCUCUUCGGCGUGAUGUUGGAAAGAAAGGGGCGGUCUCGUGGUACAGAUCGACAUGCUUCUGUGCUGACUGCUCUGGCUGGCUGUACAGAUGAAGAGUUACACCUUCUCGUGGAUCUCAUGGUACAACCAAUUAUUCCCCCAGGUGCUCGUGGUCAAGCCCAUGGCUUUGUUGUUUACGAAAUUCAUGGCGAUGUUUCCGAGAAGCAGCAGAUUGGUUUCUUAAACCUUCUCGGAGAUGUUCUCAAAAAUUUAGGUUCAAGAUUAGUGUCGUACUGGGAUCUACUCCUCGAAACUGUUGUUAGUCUUGCCGCCCGCGCCCAAUUACGCAUAGAUGCAGCUCGACAAGAUGGGGAACAUGCCGUCGAGGAGGAGCAAGAACACGAAGAACAUCAAGGCAUAUCGGAUGCAAUCUCUUCCUCAAAGGCAUUGCGCACGGUACGACAACUCAGCUUGAAGAGAUUCACAGAUUUUUUCCGUAGUCCGGUGGCCUUCGAUUUUUCACCUUGUAUGGAAAUCGCAUUCCGCUCAUUCAUUUCUCCCCGCCUUGCCUUGCUUGAUCGGGAGGGUACACAAGCCCCGUCAGCACUCCUCGAGCUCUUUUAUGUCUGGGCGUCAAGGAAGGAAUACGCAGAGUUUUUGGUCAACUUUGACCAGCGGGUCCUGCCUCAGAUCUACGCCUGUCUCGUCGCUCCUGGUGUGAAGCCCGCUGUGAUUUCUCGCGUUCUCGAUAUCAUUGACAGAAUACUCUCCCUUUCAAGUUCAUAUGAAGAAUUAUCAGAACGCAUCGUUAAGCCGCACGUGUCUUUACUCUUAUUCAACCUCUCUCUGCUGGUCGAAAGGACGAAGUCGGACGCACUGGUCAGCAAUCCCCUCAUGCAGCGGCAGAUCACGAUCCUUUCGGAAAUCUCCCAUCACCUCACCGACAGUGACCAAGCGGCCAUGCUCCUGUCGAUGUUCUCGCCAUUAUUGCGCAAGAACACGAAGCUUGUCAGCGAGAAAGUCAAGGCAGAUUUACUGAAGAUCAUAUCCAGCUUGAUCCCUCUCGUGCCUACUGUUCAUGAUCAUUCUAGCUCGGCCUUUGCCAACUUAUAUCAGCUUCUAUCGUCGUUGUUCCAGUCUGUCCGUUCUCGACAGGCAAGGUUGGCUCUCGUUGCAGCUUUCAAACAACUCGCCUCCGUCAAUACAUUCCUUCACUCCUUAGCCGAACUUGUCGAGUCCCUCAAUGCUUUCUCGACAAAACGCACAGACGAGCCUGAUUUUGAUCGCCGAUUUGAGGCGUUCACCUCUCUCAAUGAAAUUGUUCACAAAUCCCUCACACCCUUGACAUGGCUCCCAGUUCUCUAUAACCUCCUCCACUCUAUACAAAAUCCUACGGAACUGGCGAUCAGGACUAACUCGUCUCAGGGAAUGAAACACUUUGUUGAUGCAGUGGACGCAAAUCCAGACACGGAGUACCAGACCAUCUUUUUGCGCAAACUUUAUCCUGCUCUCAAAAACGGACUGCGAUCAAAAAACGAGCUAGUUCGGGUCGAGAUUCUCAACGUCAUCGCUUAUGCAGUAACUCACUGUCAUGGGCUGAAUACGCUACAGGAAAUGAGGAUUUUGCUUGCGGGAGGAGACGAGGAAGCCAACUUUUUCAACAACAUCCAUCAUGUUCAGUUGCAUCGUCGAACGAGGGCUCUACGACGAUUGGCCGAACAUUGUGAUGGCGAUCAUCUACGCAGCUCGACUCUUGCAGAAGUCUUUGUUCCAUUGGUAGGGAAUUUCAUUGCCUCAACUUCGGACGUAGAUCAUCACUUGGUCAACGAAGCAAUCAUCACGACAGGCCAUAUGGCUAAGCGGCUUACAUGGGGUCCAUACUUCGCUCUGGUUCAACAGUACCUUAGGCUUUCUAAGGUCAAGGAUGCUUCCGAACGUGUAUACGUUCGCACUCUCGUCUCCAUCUUGGACAACUUUCAUUUCCCCAUGUCUGACCUCGUAGACGUCGAAAAAGAUUUAGAUACUGAGAUAUUUGAAGCUGAUAACAGUGCCGAGGACUUACCCCCGAUUUUGGAUAUCGAACCUAUACCCAAGCAAGCUGGUGUAGCCCGAAUUGCUGAUGCUGUCAAUGCCCGCCUCUUACCUGCCCUGCUUCGCCACCUCGAAAAACGAGACGAGACGGAAGACAGCUUACGUAUACCUAUCGCUAUCGGCAUCGUCAUGGUUGCAAAGCACCUCCCAGAGGCUACUCGGGAACCUCAGAUUUCGAGACUCUUGACAAUCUUAUCUCAAGUUCUACGUAGCAAGUCACAGGAGACACGAGACCUUGCGCGCGAAACCUUAUGCAAGAUCGCCAUCGUCCUAGGUUCAUCGUACCUACCGGUGAUACUACGUGAGCUGCGCGGAGCUCUCCUUCGCGGUCCUCAGCUACAUGUCUUGUCACACGUGACGCACACUCUACUGGUCCAUAUCACAAGCGCCGAGCAUCUUAGCUCGUUCAGUAAUCUGGAUGGGUGCAUUGCUGACGUUGCUCAUGUAUCGGCUGAAGUCAUUUUUGGAGAGCCUGGGAAAGACGUUCAAUCAGAAGGUUUCAAAACAAAAAUGCGAGAGGUCCGCUCGUCAUCGUCGAAGGCGCUUGAUUCGUUCGGACUAAUCGCAAAGUACAUCACGCCUCCUAAAAUCAGUAGCCUUCUUCUUCCUCUUCGUCGUAUCAUGCAAGAGACCGAAGGCGCGAGGACAAUGCAGCAGGUCGACGAUGUCUUACGAAGAAUUGCCGCCGGACUAAACUCCAACGAUCAUCUUGUCCCGGCAGAGUUAUUGGUCUUGUGUCAUACACUCAUCAGCCAGAAUUCGCGUUUUCUUCAGCAUGUAGUGCAAUCAUCAAGGAAGAAAAGGGUUAGGGGUGAUGCGAUAGUUCAGGUGAAGCGGGAUGUAGCGAGUGUGGAUGACCAUUACGCCACAAAUUCUUUCCGAUUUGUGGUUUUCGGCUUAGACCUUUUUAACACUGCUUUUCGGAGAGGUCGCUUUGACUUUCAGGAUGCAGAAAUCAUCGCACGUCUGGACUCAAUCAUCCCAGUCGUGGGAAACACGCUGUACUCCAACAACAGCUAUGUUCUCGUUCAAGGACUGAAGGCCACUGCAUCGAUCGCCAAAUGUCCUUCGACCAGAUAUGGCAAGUCGCUCCCUGUGUUUGUUCGCCAAAUCAUCGACAUCGUGAAGCAGACCGGAAACACAGAAUCUGAAGUUGUCCAAACGGCUUUCAAGUCGCUGGCAAUCAUCUUGCGUGAUCGGCUAACUGCCGAAGUCAAAGAGAAAGAUUUGGCUUAUCUCUUGGAACUUCUAUCGCCAGAUAUAGAGGAGCCUUCGCGCCAAGCAGCUGUUUUCACAAUGCUUCGUGCUAUCGUAGCUCGCAAAUUUGUCGUUCCAGAGAUCUACGACAUCAUGGACAAGGUAUCCGAGGUCAUGGUCACCAAUCAAUCCUCACAAGUUCAAGAGCUUUGUCGCGGCGUACUGCUGCAGUUCUUGCUAGACUACCCACAAGGGAAGGGUCGCAUUCGGAAUCAGAUGUCAUUCCUUGCCAAGAACUUGUCGUAUGUUCACGAAAGCGGACGACAAUCGGUCAUGGAACUACUCAGCGCUAUCGUCGUCAAAUUUGACAGCAUCUUGAUAAGCGAAUACAGCGACAUGCUCUUCGUGGCGCUGGUCAUGGUCAUCGCUAACGAUGACUCCUCGAAGUGUAGAGAAGUGGCUGCAGAGCUUGUCAAGCGACUAUUUUCUCGGUUGGAUGAGAAUCACCGCCGCGUCAUCAUGUCCCAUCUACACUCCUGGAACAGCCAGAAAAACCAGCCUCACCUAAUAAGGCUGACGUCUCAAGUGUACGGCUACGUAGUUGAGGUUCUCCAGUCGAAUGCGACACCUUACCUUCCUUCCAUGCUCGACGACUUGAAUGUGACCCUUACGCACAGCGCACAACAAUUGGAACAGGAUGAUGACGAUCAAGAAGAGCGAAUGGAUAUCGAUGUAGAAUGGCAGACGUCUUAUCACGUACUGACCGUUCUGGCAAAGGUUCUAUGCGCUUUCCCCAACAACCCGAUGUACUCUCAGAAGAUUUCAUGGCCAUCCGUCGUCUCACAUCUUCUGUUCCCCCAUUCAUGGGUCCGCACAGCAUCCUGCCGGCUUCUGGGUAUCUUGUUUUCUGGCGUUGCGAUCCCUCCACACACGGAGGGCGAAUUCUCGGCGGGAUCACAACUGGACGAUUUGGACAUGAAAGAUAUAGCGAAUAAAUUGUGUUCACAGCUUAAAAGUCCUCAUCUGGACGAUCCUCUCAGCUUACAGGUGGUUAAGAAUCUAUUCUUCAUCGGAAAGUGCUUUGUCGCUAUCUCCGUGAUUUCUCCCGAAACGCCAAAUGAAGAUGCAGGAGACGAAGACGCAGGAAACGAAGAUGGCACCCAUGACAAUGACAGCGACAAUGAGGCAGACGACGGGGACGAAGAACAGCAGGAGGAAACGGAGGAAAGAAAGGAUAACCCUCUCGCUUGGCUCUUCUCAAAACUUUCGUAUCAGGCCAGAUCAGCCUACAUUGCUCGCCGUAAUAGAUCGUCAAACCCUGAAACAUGGUAUCGUCAGCCCUCCGCCAUCUUCCGCUGGUUCGCUGCCAUGGUCACAUAUAUGGAGGCGUCCGGGGUCGAAUCAUUCCUCGUCCACAUCAUUUCGCCGUCGUAUCGAAUAACAGAGGACGAUACAAUCCGAGAUAAUCAUAUAGCCGAGUUGAAGACUACCGUCGUGGAACUCCAGGAGCUCAUACAACAGAAGGUUGGAACAACCAAGUUUGCCAACACAUAUAACAAGAUUCGCCAGGGCGUGCUCAAUGUACAAAGAGAGCGUAGAACUGCGAGGGUCAUGAAGGCCACCACAAACCCUCAAGCUACUGCGAAACGAAAGCUUCAGAGGGGUGCUUCAAAGAAGGAUAGCCGCAAACGAAAAAGAUCCACACUUUUGGAAAGUAAAGGUCGGAUAAAGCGGAGACGAGACUCGUGACCGCAGUCUCUUUGUCCCAACAAAAGUACAAUAGAGCCUCAUCUAGCUAGUGGUGGCUGUCAUACGGUUGUCCUCCUAAUUUGGACUGGGUUUCUUUGUGUGCU
Molecule: messenger RNA, 7309 nt
Organism: Heterobasidion irregulare TC 32-1
Lineage: Eukaryota; Fungi; Basidiomycota; Agaricomycetes; Russulales; Bondarzewiaceae
Exons: 8
Coding region: 1275-7205 (1976 amino acids)
Cellular component (GO): small-subunit processome; 90S preribosome; nucleolus
Source: RefSeq, a predicted model, not a curated record